AUGGUAUUAACAGCUGUACUAUCGAUGAUUCGCUAUAUUGGCGACAUAGAUGAUUGGGAUUUUGUCGAUCGAUUACAUAGCUAUUUCACUACAAACAUUCUUAUCGCAUUCUCUAUCCUCGUUAGCUUCAAACAGUUUAGUGGAAAACCGGUGGAAUGUUUGGUACCUGAUAUCUUUAGUGGAUCAUGGGAACAGUAUGCAGAGAACUAUUGUUGGGCCCAAAAUACGUAUUAUAUACCAAUACGUGAAGUAGUUGCCGGUGUACCAACCACGGAGAAAAAACAACGGCGUAUAUCCUACUACCAGUGGGUGCCAUUUUUCCUAUUAGUUGAAGCAGCCUGCUUUCGAUUGCCUAGUCUAGUGUGGAAAUAUAUGGCUGGACAUUCUGGUAUUAAAUUACAUGAAAUUGUAAAGUUAUCUUCUGAUCCGAAUAACAUCAAACCAGAAAUAAAGAAAGCCAAUAUUAAAUCACUUACUCUGCACUUACAUGGGGCUUUAAGGUUUCAUCGAAGACUGCGAAAGAAGCAAAUUCAUCCUCACCGGUAUUUAAGAGUGUUUAACAUACCAUAUACAGCUUCAUUUGUCACUUAUACAUAUGUACUUACUAAACUGCUUUACCUAUCCAACGCUUGUGUUCAACUACUAAUCAUGAACAAGUUUCUUGAAACAGAUCGUUACAACUGGUAUGGUUUAGGAGCAGCACUUGAUCUGUUAAAUGGUACAACAUGGGAGCAGUCGGGAAUGUUUCCACGAGUAUCACUAUGUGAUUUUGAUGUUCGUGUGAUGGGAAAUAUUCAAGAGCACACCAUACAGUGCGUCCUUGUUAUUAAUAUUUUCAAUGAAAAAAUUUUUAUAUUUUUAUGGUUUUGGUACUUGGCUUUAAUAAUUUUUACUGCUGGUAGUCUGAUAUUCUGGAUUGCUGUAUGUUUAGUGCCCUAUCCUAAUCGAAAUUUUGUUAUUCGUCAUUUGGAAAUGAGUGAUUUACCUUUUGAUGCUCAAGAAAGCGAGGAAGAUGUGAAGCGAUUCAUAAAUAUGUAUUUAAAGAAUGAUGGGAUGUUUGUGGUACGGAUGAUAACACUCCAUUCUGGUGUUAUUUUUGGUAAUGAGCUGAUAUUUGCGUUAUGGAAAUCGUAUUUUGGUAUUGAGCCGCAAAUACGGCGUUGCAGCUCUUUCCCAGCAAGUGCCACGAUAUGGUCACCACCUACAGAUAAGCAGCUUGGUGAUUUAGACCUUACUCAGUUCGACAACGAUUCCAACCUAAAAUUGCUCCAAAAAAAAACUAUUGAAAAGAAAAAUAAUCGAAAUGCUAUGGAGACAGUGUUAGAUGCUACGGACAGUGAAAGAAAUCCACUAUUACUGACACAAAAGUCAACUGCUGCUACACAAAUUAUCACAAAUAGUUCUCCGAAAAAGCUGGUAAACAACGAAAAUCCUGUGAUUCAACGUCCGGUUCUUUCAUCUCAUUCACCUUCUGCAUUCAACAGUCCAACGGAAAAGGCUGCAAAAUUUAUGAUUUGA
Molecule: messenger RNA, 1518 nt
Organism: Brugia malayi
Lineage: Eukaryota; Metazoa; Nematoda; Chromadorea; Rhabditida; Onchocercidae
Gene: Bma-inx-10
Exons: 11
Coding region: 1-1518 (505 amino acids)
Cellular component (GO): plasma membrane; gap junction
Molecular function (GO): gap junction channel activity
Source: RefSeq, a predicted model, not a curated record